AUGCAACUCUUCAGUGUGUUCAAGCUCGUCGCCAUUGUGGCUCUCAGCGCCCCCGGGCUAGCUAAGCCAAUCGAUAUCCCCGACGAGACCAGCCUUACUGCCCGCGACGUCGACCUCGCACAGGGAGGCGUCGCUCAAGUUCACGAAGCCGUGAGCAGGGGUUCCAUAGAUGAUGCCCAGCAAGAAGGAGAGGGGAAGAAGCCCGAAGUCGUGGCCCGCGAUGUCAAACCCAGCACCAGCAGCAGUAGCACCCCGGCCCCCGCCCAGCACGAGAAACACGUCCCCCGUGGCUUGCUCAGUAUUGCCAGCAAGGUCCCAGGACCCUGGGGCCUUGCGCUCAAGGGCGGUAUGCUCCUCAAGAAAACCAUUUCGCUUGGGUCGCGAUUCACAAGGACCGCAAGAGUCGCAAACGUCGCGAAGGCCGGAAGGCUAUCCAGGGUAGCUUCUUCCAUGCGCGGAGGAAGACUAUUGCGCACACAGGCGAUGCGCACACCAAUGAAUCUCGGGAUUAUGCGAGGAGGGGUACAAGGCGGACGCACGGCAUCCGGAGCAAUGAUGCGCUCAGGAUCCAUGAUGCGCGGUGGAUCAAUGAUGCAGUCAGGAGCAAUGACGCGUGCAGGAUCGAUGCGCAAACCACUUAUGCGCCAAGGCAGUAUACGCCCGCAGACGGCCGCCCCGGGUUUCGCCGGGCAGAGAUUAGGUCAGGGAGCAGCGGGCUCCGCGGCGGGAUUAGGGCAGGGCGCGGGUGGGCAACUAUCGGCUGGUGCGGCGGGAGGAGGCUUCCUGGGCGGGGCUGCCGCAGGAGCCGCCGUCGCCGAGAGCAUGGGUAUCGGGCUCCACACCAACACCGGACGCUGCCACUGCAUACCCAUAGGGCGUAGGGACCUCGAGAGUCUCGUGCGCCGUCAGGAGGAGGGCGAACAACAAGAAGGACAGUGCCCGCCUUGUCCCCAGGGCCAAAUUAGCUUUUCCGCAGCCCAGGGUGAACAGGGUGGCGGCACGUUCCAACAUGGUCAACAUAGGUUCUCCUUUGGGAACCAAUGA
Molecule: messenger RNA, 1044 nt
Organism: Pyricularia grisea
Lineage: Eukaryota; Fungi; Ascomycota; Sordariomycetes; Magnaporthales; Pyriculariaceae
Exons: 1
Coding region: 1-1044 (347 amino acids)
Source: RefSeq, a predicted model, not a curated record